Cladophialophora psammophila CBS 110553 is the source of this 1386-nucleotide messenger RNA. RefSeq lists its product as uncharacterized. The coding region runs from base 1 to 1386 and encodes 461 amino acids. Gene Ontology annotation, molecular function: transmembrane transporter activity. The transcript is spliced from 3 exons. Gene Ontology annotation, biological process: transmembrane transport. The record is from RefSeq and is a predicted model, not a curated record. NCBI's taxonomy places the organism in Eukaryota, Fungi, Ascomycota, Eurotiomycetes, Chaetothyriales, Herpotrichiellaceae.
AUGGGAGUCAUCAUAGGCUUGACCGCGGGACUCUAUCAGGCACUCAACCUACUUGGCGCCGGUGGUGGCAAGCCGAGCUCCUAUGAAACCGUGCAAAUUGUGAACAGCACACUUUGCGCCAUUUGGUUUUUCUCCUCAGCUUUCGGUGGCACCGUGCUCAACACGAUUGGACCUGCUCUAUCGUCCUGCAUUGGGGUCAUUGGUUUCAUCCUCUAUGUCGGCGGACUAUGGUAUUUUGAUGACACUGGCAGGAAUUGGUUUGCAAUCUUUGGAGGCGUCGCCAUAGGUCUCUCCGCUGGCCUGAUCUGGGUUACCAUGGGAUCGAUCGCCAUGUCAUACUCUGAAGAACAGGAACGAGGCUCGUUCAUCGCCAUGUCGGUCAAUUUACAAGCCGUAGGCGCGGCCAUUGGAGGACUUAUUCCCCUCGUCAUCAAUCGCAACCGGACAGAUGUUGCAGGUGUCCCAACGGCUGUCUAUGUCAUCAUUCUGGCCAUGAUGGGCGUCGCCGGUCUUCUUUCUUUUCUUCUGCGAGAUCCUUGGAAGAUUGUCCGGGAUGAUGGGACACGACUCUUCACAGUCAAGUCCCGGGGCUGGAUUGAAGAGCUGAAAUCUAACCUAGAAAUUUUCAAGGACUGGAAACUCCUGAUCAUGGUUCCAGCGUUUCUCCCUUCGGAGACUUUCCUGGUUUACUCAGGCUCGGUCAAUGCUUAUCACAACAAUCUGAGGACAAGAUGUCUCUUGUCUUUCAUGGCAGUCAUUUGCCAGGUUCCCUGCGGCUAUGGAUUACAGAAGAUCUUGGACCACAAGACCUGGCAUCGCCGUAAGAGAGCAUUCAUCGGACUCGCUGUUGUGGGCACGUCGCUUAUAGCUGCUUGGACCUGGGAGAUCAUACGCGUUCGCGACUAUGACCGUCGCAACCCACCAACCCAUCCUCUAGAUUGGAGUGAGCCACGAUUUGCUCCUAUUUUCAUCCUCUUCGUGAUGACUUGGGUGUCGAGCGUACUGUUUCAGUACAUUAUCCUCUACUUCCUCAGCGCCAUGACAAACUCACCUCGCAAGUCAGCCGUCUAUGCGGGGGUCUACAGAAGUUUUCUCGCCGCCGGUGAAGCCAUCUGCUUCGGUCUCGACUCCAUCGCUGUCCCCUAUAUCAAGGAGGCUGGUACUAUCUUUGCGUUCUACGCUACUGGGGUGAUCGUCUUCAUUUACUUGGCCGCCUUUCACAUUACCGAAACCGAAUAUUUUACCGGCGAGGAGGGUGUGGUCAUCCCCAAGCAUGUCGUCGAAGAAAAUCCUGAGAAGGCAGCCGACGCUCAGGUCGAGAUGACGAUUGCAGGGCCACAGCAAGAAACAUCCCACGAAGAGAAGCGCAAGGAGCUGGCGGUCUAG